GUGCCCCGGUUCGGGAGGGUGCGAGCCAUUGGCGGCUGACCCUCCCAGUUAAAAGGGCAGAUACUAACAUGGAAAAAGCAGCUUCUGCCCGUCAGCCGCUAUUUUUAGUUGGAACAACUGCGAGCCGCGUCAGGAAUCUAUCUCUUCGCUGGUUGCUUCUAAGCCGGACUGAUGCACAGCACCCGGCUCCCAGUCGCCUUGAGCCCGUCCAAUAACACCUCGGGGUCUUUACUCCCCAACUUCAACAGCGCCCAGCAUUCCACCUGUUGGUUCGGGAUAACAAGCUGAAAACAAAACCCUGCACUCUUGUCAACAAGCGGGAAAUCAGGCCUCUCUCUACAAAAUGUCCAAACGAAGUUCCAACGUCAAAUCUAUUCAGGCCAACAUAAACAUACCCAUGGGUGCCUUACUGCCUGGAGCGGGACAUCCCAGCAAAAGAAAAGAAUGUACAAUAGAUGCCGACGAGGGGACAUGCAAUAAAUCAGAUGAGAAGAAAGAGUUGCCUGGAGCAGUGAAAUUACCGGGACCGACCGUCAACCUCAAGCAGCUUCAAGAUGCCAAGAGUGAGCUCAAAUUUGUCCCCAAGGUUUAGUAAAAGAACCUGCACUUGGCUUGAGGAGCAGCAACUAUUCCCAUGGAAUUUCACUUUGUGCCAUCACUGCCCACACAGAAUGGCAUUGGGCUACUCAUAUGCCCCAAGAUUUUAUACAGGCUUCAGUAGAAUAAACCGAUGAUAUAUGCAAGGCCCACUCUUCACCACUAUUGCCUCCAAUACUGUAAAAUUUGUGUUCCUAUGCACUCUGACCUUCUUCCUCAAGACAAUAGACAAUAGACAAUAAGUGCAGGAGUAGGCCAUUCGGCCCUUCGAGCCAGAACCGCCAUUCAAUGUCAUCAUGGCUGAUCAUCCACAAUCAGUACGCCGUUCCUGCCUUCUCCCCAUAUCCUCUGACUCCGCUAUCUUUAAGAGCCCUAUCUAGCUCUGUCUUGAAAGUAUCCAGCGAACCAGCCUGCACCGCCCUCUGAAUGUGAUUAUAACACUUAUUAUGAAAUAAUGAAAGAUUAUUAAGCCUGUAGACAUGUUAAAUUCAGAUGAUAAAUUACUUUUAACAUAAUAUGUGGAUUUUAGGCAAAUACUGUACUUGUUUUAAAUAAUAAUACUAUCUCCAGGUGUCGUUACAGCACAAAAUAGUAGAACAUGUUGGCUUUCAGAUUAAAUCUUUGUUCACUACAAGGUUCUUCAUCGCAAGUCUACGUAACAGCAAUAAACAAUGUACCUAAAGUCUG
Leucoraja erinaceus (little skate) is the source of this 1284-nucleotide messenger RNA. RefSeq names its product small muscle protein X-linked (gene smpx). Lineage: Eukaryota; Metazoa; Chordata; Chondrichthyes; Rajiformes; Rajidae. The transcript is spliced from 4 exons. The record is from RefSeq and is a predicted model, not a curated record. Bases 344 to 592 code for a protein of 82 amino acids. Gene Ontology annotation, cellular component: muscle tendon junction; M band; costamere.